Coniosporium apollinis CBS 100218 is the source of this 570-nucleotide messenger RNA. RefSeq lists its product as uncharacterized. Bases 1 to 570 code for a protein of 189 amino acids. Lineage: Eukaryota; Fungi; Ascomycota; Dothideomycetes. The record is from RefSeq and is a predicted model, not a curated record. The transcript has 3 exons.
AUGCCCCCUUCACCUCCCAAGGUCGAGCCUGAGCUGCACUAUAUUGCGCCGACUCCUCAUGUGCCCAACUCCAAACUUCCAGUGCUUAUAUAUCGCGGCGUUCUCCAAGGCUUCGAUCGCGAGCGCAUCCUUGAGCACAUCCAAGGAAACAACUGGCUGAAAGGCGGCCAGUGGAAAACGUACAAGACGGCUCAUUUCCACUCCAAUACGCAUGAGUGCUACGCUGUGUUGAGCGGGAAAAGCACCUACUCGCUCGGCAAGUCUCCAAUCGAUGCAGACUUCAGUGAAGAAGGACAUGAGAACGGGAUGAAGCUCCAAGUCGCCCAAGGCGAUGUGUUCGUCCUACCAGCGGGCAUCAGCCACUACUCCCUCGACUCCGAAGGAGAUUAUGAAUACAUUGGAUUUUACCCCGAGGGUUCUCCCAAAUGGGACAUGAACUACUGCAAAGAGACCCCGGAGGAGACGAGAAAGAAGGCUGUUGAUUGCUACAAUGUGCCUAUUCCCGAUACCGAUCCGGUGUACGGUGAUUCGGGUCCUUUGCCCGUAAUAUGGCAAGAUGCGGACAGGUAG